Molecule: messenger RNA, 1444 nt
Organism: Diachasma alloeum
Lineage: Eukaryota; Metazoa; Arthropoda; Insecta; Hymenoptera; Braconidae
Product: COP9 signalosome complex subunit 5
Exons: 4
Coding region: 282-1313 (343 amino acids)
Biological process (GO): protein deneddylation
Cellular component (GO): cytoplasm; COP9 signalosome
Molecular function (GO): metallopeptidase activity; protein binding; deNEDDylase activity
Source: RefSeq, a predicted model, not a curated record
CUCGCAAGCAACAGCUGAUUGGAGGGAAAGGAGAAUGGGAGAAUGUUUACAAAAACUCGCCCAAAGCCAAAAAAACUAGCAUAAAAAGCGUUUGUCGUUCUCGGGGAGGGGAUCUUCGUUCAUAAAAACAAAUAUUUGGUGGAGGUUAGGUCCUCGCUGUUCCUUUGUUCUGGAGGUGCUGAAGCUGAGAGGAAUAUUGUGAACAUUUGGAGAUAUAAAAUCAUAUCGGUGUCCAUCGACGUAAGGAUUUUAUUGGACGCGAGGAUCAGAGAACUGCGAAAAUGGCUAGAACGUCGAAGGAAGAGCCGACGAUUGCCCAGAGGAUGUGGGAGAUGUCGAACGAUGUGGAGACGAUAUCAGCAGUGGACGAGAUAUACAAAUACGAUUACAUGGAGCAGCAGAGCAUCCUGGCUGCCAAGCCCUGGGAGAAAGACCCCCACUUCUUCAAGGACAUUAAAAUCUCAGCUCUCGCCCUCCUGAAGAUGGUGAUGCACGCACGUUCAGGUGGUACCCUGGAGAUAAUGGGUCUCCUCCUGGGGAAGGUGACUGCCAACACGAUGAUCGUGAUGGAUUCGUUCGCUCUACCUGUUGAGGGGACUGAGACUCGUGUCAAUGCCCACGAGCAGGCGUACGAGUACAUGGCUGCCUACAUAGAAGCUGCCAAGCAAGUGGGCAGACCGGAGAACGCCAUUGGCUGGUACCACAGUCACCCUGGGUAUGGCUGCUGGUUGUCGGGAAUUGAUGUGUCAACCCAGACCAACAAUCAGACGUUUCAGGAUCCCUUCGUGGCCAUUGUCAUCGAUCCUGUGAGGACCAUUUCAGCGGGGAAAGUCUGUCUUGGGGCAUUCAGAACUUAUCCUAAGGGCUACAAACCAGCGAAUGAAGAGCCCUCAGAAUACCAAACGAUCCCCCUGAACAAAAUCGAGGACUUUGGAGUUCAUUGUAAGCAGUAUUACCCCCUGGAAGUCUCCUACUUCAAGUCUUCCCUGGACAAACGCAUACUGGAGUCCCUCUGGAACAAGUACUGGGUGAACACUUUGAGCUCAUCGAGUCUCCUGACGAACGCAGACUACACGACUGGACAGAUAUUCGACUUGGCUGACAAGCUCGAGCAGUCGGAGUCUCUCGUGAGCCGCAGUAGUCACGGGUUUCUACUCGCUGCUGAGUCGCAGGAAGUGAAGCCUGAAGAUAAGCUCACGAAGGCCACGAGGGACAGCUGCAAGACGACUAUCGAAGUCAUCCAGGGGCUGAUGACACAGAUCAUCAAGGACAAGCUGUUCAACCAGAUUGGAUCCAUCCGAAUGGAGACUUAAUAAUCCCUUUUUCUAUUAUUUUCGUAUUAAAACAGGAAGAACGUGAGGCUGACGGGGUGUACAGUUGUUUUUUCAUGGAAACUUUUGCUGAGGAAUUAAAAUUCAAUAAAAACGUGAAUGUUCUCACAGUU